GAGGAUGAUGAGGGAAAGAAAUCCUCCAAGCAUAAGAAGAAAAAGCACAAGAAAGAGAAAGAAGAGAAAUCAAAGGAUAAAAAGAAAUCCAAAAAGAAGAGUCAUCACAGCGAGGAGGAGACAACAGAGUCAGUGCAAUGGAACACUAGAUGAUGAACCACUACCACCUAUGUCCAGUUACCGCCUUCUUGCUGAAAAUCCAUACAUUAAAAUGACCUAUGAUAUUCAAGGAAACCUCCAGAACGAUAGUCAAGUUACUGUCUCUGUUAUCUUUGAAAACAAAAGCACUAGCUUCCUUAAGAGCAUGGAACUAAAUGUCCUGGACUCUCUCAACACUAAAAUGCUCCGACCAGAAGGAUCAUCAGUACAUGAUGGGAUACCCGUGCCCUUCCAGCUCCCCCCUGGAAUCUCUAAUGAAGCCCAGUUUGUGUUUACACUUCAGAGUAUUGUUAUGGCUCAGAAGUUAAAAGGAACCCUGUCCUUUAUAGUCAAAAAUGAUGAAGGUUCAACCCAUGAAAAACUAGAUUUCAAAUUGCACUUCAGUUGCGCUUCAUACUUGAUCACGACGCCUUGCUAUAGCGAUGCUUUUGCCAAGCUCCUAGAGUCUGGAGAUCUGCACAUGAAUUCUAUUAAAGUAGAUGGAAUUAGCAUUUCUUUCCAACAUCUACUGGCAAAGAUCUGUUUUCAUCAUCAUUUUUCAGUUGUGGAACGCGUUGAUUCAUGUGCAUCAAUGUACAGUCGUUCUAUCCAAGGCCAUCACGUCUGCCUACUGGUAAAAAAGGGAGAGAACUCUGUAUCCAUAGAUGGGAAAUGCAGUGAUUCCACCCUGCUUAGCAACUUGUUGGAUGAGAUGAAAGAGACAUUGUCCAAGUGCUGAAUAUUCCUUAUAAAAUACUCCAGCUACAAGAAACACACCUCGUGUAAAGAUGAGCAGACCCAAGUGUUAAGUUUCUCCCUCGUACGCAUGUACUAUCCUGGGGCACGUGCUUUUCAGUUAACUCCACCAUUGUUUGCAGUUUAGACAUUUUAAGGCUGUAUGUUACCUUUUUAUUUCAAAACUUUUUACAAACUGUGGUGUUAACCCUUUCUAGCCCAAAGAGAUCCUGGUGACAUGACUGGAGGAGGGAGGGAGGGAGGGGCGGGCGCUAUUUAUUCAGCAGCUC
This is a messenger RNA of Tauraco erythrolophus (red-crested turaco), 1163 nucleotides long. NCBI's taxonomy places the organism in Eukaryota, Metazoa, Chordata, Aves, Musophagiformes, Musophagidae. The record is from RefSeq and is a predicted model, not a curated record.